CCAAUGGUGAAAAAAGUACCGAACUUUGCUGCGGGAACAUACGACUCAUGACUUCAUGCGUAGGUAGUUAUUCCUAGUUCCGGUAGUCCCAGCGCCUACAAUCAAUACUUAAACUCGGGGCCUCCUCUUUUGCUCCGUUUACUCGUUUUCAAGAAGGAAGCACGAAAACAGCCAUCUUCCUUCCCACGCCAAAUAAAACCAAUACCGUCAUCAUGGCUACCAACGGCGCCAACAGCACCAAUGGUGCAAAGGACAACUCCAGCAAAUUCGACCCCAACUUCACACAACAUGUCAUUGACCUUAUGAGCCCCGAGACAAAACCCAGACACCGAGAAGUCCUCUCGUCUUUGAUUAAGCAUUUGCACGACUUUUGCCGAGAGGUCGAGCUCACGCAAGAGGAAUGGAUUAUCGGUGUCAACUACGUCAACGCUAUCGGCCAAGCCUACAGGAAGAACCGAAAUGAAGCGUGGAGGGUGUGCGAUAUCCUGGGUGUCGAAUCUCUCGUCGACGAGAUCAACCACACGGUCGUGACCGAGAAAGACCUCUCUCCCACAUCCUCGGCCAUCCUCGGGCCUUUCUGGUCCCCCGAUACCCCGUUCCGGGACCUCGGCAGCAGCGUUGUCCAGGACAUGCCAAAAGAUGGGCAGUUCACAUUCUUCCAUGGUGUCAUCAAGGACGCCGAGACCGGCAAAGGUAUCCCGGACGCCGUCUUCGACAUGUGGCAGGCCAGCACCAACGGCAAGUACGACACCUUCGACCCCGAGAACCAAUCCCGCCACAACCUGCGGGGCAAGUUCCGCACCGACGAGAACGGCAAGUUCUGGUUCUACUGCCUGAAGCCGACCGAGUACGCCAUCGACACCACUGGCCCCUCGGCGGAUCUGCUCAAGAUCAUGGGCCGCCACCCCUACCGCCCCGCCCACAUCCACAUGAUGGUCACCCAUCCCGAAUACAUCGGCGUGACCGCUCAGCUAUACCCGAAUGACGACCCAUACCUUGAGACCGACACCGUCUCUGCUGUCAAGGACGACCUGCUCUUGGACUUCAAGCCCAUCCAAAACGAUCCCAAGGGCGCCACCCUCGAGGUCGAGUACGACGUUCGCCUGCUCUCGAAAAAGUUCAAGCCAGAUUCCACGAUGUUGAUGCAGAACGCAAACCAGGACAAGUUUUGAUUUUUUUUUAAGAUUAGCUAGUUUGAUAUUUCGCGGGGCAUAUUCCGAUUUUGUUUGUACAUAUACAGGGUUGCAAAUUAGUCUUGGUUAAUCCAGUCUAUACUGUACAAUGACUCCCUUUUCCCUUGA
Molecule: messenger RNA, 1301 nt
Organism: Phialemonium atrogriseum
Lineage: Eukaryota; Fungi; Ascomycota; Sordariomycetes; Cephalothecales; Cephalothecaceae
Product: Intradiol ring-cleavage dioxygenase
Exons: 2
Coding region: 213-1172 (319 amino acids)
Biological process (GO): catechol-containing compound metabolic process
Molecular function (GO): catechol 1,2-dioxygenase activity; ferric iron binding
Source: RefSeq, a predicted model, not a curated record